UUGUAAAAAAAAACAAUACAACCUAGAACUUAAGCACAAAAAGAAAGGGGAACUGUCAUUGUCGAUUGGGGAGAAAGUAUGUACCCGGGACUAAACUCGGAUAAAAGCAGGUGGUGUCAAGGGGUAGUUCGAGAUAUACUUGGCCGAAGAACUUAUGUGGUUGAGUUGGUCAGUUAGAAAAGUAUCAUUGCAACGACAAGUCUUGCCCCAGCAAGGAAAACUUCAUGACAGCCCCAAAUAAAAAAAACUCUAUGACUCCACGUGCCAACGUAACAAGAAACAGAUCAAGUAAUACUGUAACUUCAGUUAGGUCUAGCGACAGCGAAACAUCCGACUCAGAAAGUGAAGACGUCAUCUCACCCAGUGAAAACAACCCCAGCGACAAUCGUCCCAGGUGGCCACGGUGCGCGUGUGCUUCGUAGACGUAGUAAGAUUAACCCACCAGAUCGUUUACUAGUCGCCCAGUAAACGUGACACUCAUAUCUACAUGCAAGUGUACAUAAACACCACUAGAGUUAAGUUAGUUUCAGUUUAUUAUAGGGGGAAGGUGUUCUAUAUGCGAGUGUUUCAUAUCGCAGUUUAGUUUAGGUGUUUUUUUGUAAACCGUGAUGCGGUACGUUUUCCUAGGACGAUCCAGGGGAGUCACUUGCCUAGCCGCGUAUUGUACGGAGUCGUCAGUAAACGGUUGCAUUGUCGUGGUGGAGUUUAAUUUCAUGUUAAAUGAAACUUAACAUCGACCAUCUCAUAUUAAAUUUUGAUUGCAACCUGCUAUACCCCUGUACGCUGAAAAAUGUGUCUAAUAUAUCCCAAAAGAUUGGAAACCAAUUUAAUGUAUAAUUUGUUCCAAAAUAAAACAAGCGUUAAAAAUUCAGCAAUCACGGAACCUACAAAUUCAUGAAUGCUAAAAUUUAGCUUAAGAUUGUGUUUUUUACUAUACUGAGAAAGACUAAGAUUAGCUUCAACGUUAUCAUAAUUAGCUGAGUCAAAUGUGUGAAACAGCUGGGUGUCAUCAGCAUUUGAAUGAAUUUGAGAAAAUUUGACUUCCUUAGACAUAUCAAAUGUGCACAGAGGUCCAAGAAUUGAACCCUGUGGGAGACCCGAAAUAACGUUACCCACAUCUGAUAUACCGAUAUUAGUUCUAACGAACUGCUGCCUAGUAUUUAAAUACGACUGCAGAAAAGAUACAGAUCGAUCUGUGAAACCAAAGUAAUACUUCCGCAAUAUUUUAUUGGUUUCUAAGAUAAAAAAUAGUUUGUUUUUGAGCUCACCCCUUGCGUUUUCCGCAUUUGUUAUGAAACACAAACGAAGGAAGCAAUAGCCAAUCAAACAUAAUAGAAAUGACCAAGAAGAACGCACGAAAUAUUAGAACUAUUAGAUUAACAUCCAUGUAAUAAAGAUGCAUGCAUAACGCAGUAGAACAAUGUGCGAAAUCAAAAGAUAAGUUUUUUUAUCUGGGAAGAGGUGGAUACAGAUCGACAGUUACUUCGCAUAUUCCUUCGUCGUUCCCGGUUCAUCACCCGCUAACAACUAUUCAAGCAUGGAGUGGAACCGUUUAUUCGUUUAUUUUGUGACAGAACGGAGGAAGCAGAUCGAUGAUGACAUAAUUAAUUCAGCCCGUCGCAAUCCUGCAACUAAUGGUGAAAGCAACGUCUAAUGCGACAAUUCGAACGUAAAAAACGGAUUACCUAAAUCCCAUUUAAACGAAAACCGCAAGAUUUGAAUUGUUUAAGUGCUCCGGUGUCGCUUUCAUAUUGUUCCCCUAAGCGACCAGUUUUAAUUCUGCACGCCUAUUAAUCUAAAUAUUUUGUAAAAUCCAAUUAUCGCCAUUAAAAUAACCGCGGCCGUUAUAUAUAUUGUUGAAUGGGAAUAUUUAAAACAUUUGCUUGCUCGCAGUCCGAAUUUAUAAAUGUCAUAUUUGUAUAAAUGAGCGUGAUCAGUGCGAGAAACGGCCAAUGGCUGUUUCUGUUAAGUUUUUCCAUUGUGGUCAACGGGCGGUCUCUACUCGCACCACUCGAUUUCGAUGUAGAUCUGGUAGCGUCUGCGGCAGAACCCAGGCCUAUUUUCGUGGAAAACGUGGCUAAUCCUCCAGGAAUACCUUUGCCCUUGGUCUACAGCGUUAACGGCGACGCUUCUAGUCCGGAGAGCGUAGCCAGUGAAAAAGUGGAAAAAGUCCUCAAACCAGCGCUAGCGUUCUCAUACACCAACGAAAAGACUGACGAAGCGGUUGAUCAAAACUACGAUGGAUUUACCCCGGUGGUUCACCAAAGAGGUCAGCCUUCUGACAGUAGCGGUGAGCAAUCUGCUCACGGUGUUAGAAACGUGAGACAUAAUAACGAGCACGGGAAUAAACAUCAGGACGCGGGUGGUGAUUUUGAAAAGGGCGGCGGCAAAGAUUUCCACUCUGACCAUAAAGGAGAGUUUGGCGAGGAAGGACAUAAAGAGUACGACGGUCAUCACCAUCACAAGAAAUCGGAAAAAGGACACCACGACAAAGCGGACGACGAAAAAAAUUACGGGGAACACGGAGGCCACAAAAAAGGACACAAGCAUCACGAUGGGUAUUUCGGGGAGCAUCAUAAAGAGGAAGGCGGUCACAAGGGAUCAGAGUAUGGCGAACACGGAGAACAUAAUAAAGGCCACAGUACCAAAGGUUCUCACAGCAUCCGCAAGAAAGACGAGUUCGACAAGAAAACCGAAUUCUUUGAAGAGGACGAUGAGAGCGGCGAGUUUGAAAAACACGGAGGCUACCAUCACGAAGACAGCUACAAGAAGGGCGGGUACAAAAAAGGCGACUUCGAUAAAGGAGGCAGUCACAAGGAUCAUUACGGCAAAGAAUCGGAUCAUCAAAAGGGCACAUAUCACAAAGAAGAGCAGGGACAUGAUGAAGAAGCUGGACACGAUAUUCACCAAUCUCACCAUACUAAGCACGGUGAAGAAGAUGGCGAAAAAACUGGGAAAAAAUGGGCAUACAGCGAAGGUCAUGGCACAGGUGGCGAUGGUGGUGGCGGCGGUGGGAAAAAAAAACAUGGGGACGAUCACGGAGGCAAAGGAAGUCAUAGUCACGUAGCCUACCAAGUUCACGAAUUACCACCUAAACAAGAAGAUGCGAAGACAGUUAAUUCGGAAUUGAAGCCCAUUAGCGUUGUCCUAGAACGCCAGUCUAAAGAAGAUGAAAUUCAACAAUCGACAAAUAACGCAUUAAACCAGCCUGUAAACAUUUUUAGUGUUGAACGGCAGGCGGUGCAGAAUAAUAUUGAAGCUCCCAAAGCGAUUAACACUUUGUUGGGAGAAGAAAUUAUUACAAAGUAUUAUCCAGCUAAUGUUGAGCAUCUCCAUCAUGAGGAGAAAGUGCUUCAAGCCCCUAACGCCUUGAACGAACACGCUAAUUUAAAAUAUUAUCCAAUUAGCAUCGAUGCGAUAGUCCCACAAGCGACUAAAACGUUAAGACAUUCCACCUAUUCAACUCCUAGUGAAAAUUUACUGUAUUCAGGUAGAGAUAACCAAUACAAUAAACCUACAAACAGCUUUCAGUCCAAUGACAAUGUGGCGACAGAACCUCCAGAAUUGUAUCCAAUUAGAGUUGAGAAUAUCGAACAAACACAACUUCAAAAUGAAGAAGUGACUAAAACUAUUCAAUCCAGAAAUGAAGAUACUUCAGAUGGUGGUAGAGAAUCACAGGAAAGCGCGAAAUUUAGUAGACCAAUAAUAGCACAUAAUCACAUACAAUUGAUUAAUCAGGAAAGUGAAGCUAAAGAAAUUCACACCCCUCUUGCCCCCCCUGUCAAUCCACAAGCAUUCAUUGCGGUCUAUAACACUGAAGAGAAACCAAGUGAUAGAAUCAAAAAAAAGAAAAAGAAACAUAGAGCCAAAAAACGAGCGAAAUCAAAAGGGCCUAAAGCCAAAUCUGGAUGUCCAAAACAUGCGCACCAUGACAAUCAUCAGGCAGAGGAAAGCCAACACUUUUUGAUUGUGGUACCAGACGAUAGUGUGUAGUUAGAAUAGAUAGCCUAAAUUUUGCAAUUAAAGUUUUGUAUCCAAAUCAUUACGUAAUAUAC
Molecule: messenger RNA, 4055 nt
Organism: Cylas formicarius (sweet potato weevil)
Lineage: Eukaryota; Metazoa; Arthropoda; Insecta; Coleoptera; Brentidae
Exons: 4
Coding region: 1924-3993 (689 amino acids)
Source: RefSeq, a predicted model, not a curated record